Molecule: messenger RNA, 8240 nt
Organism: Indicator indicator
Lineage: Eukaryota; Metazoa; Chordata; Aves; Piciformes; Indicatoridae
Product: carbonic anhydrase 4-like
Exons: 7
Coding region: 4756-5742 (328 amino acids)
Cellular component (GO): plasma membrane
Molecular function (GO): carbonate dehydratase activity; zinc ion binding
Source: RefSeq, a predicted model, not a curated record
UUUCUCCUAGCUCUUACAUUUAGAUCAUUCCAUUUAGACUGGAAGCAGAAAAGCAUUUUCAGAGACUGGAAACAGAAAAGCAUUUUCAGAGACAGGCACCACUGUGGAACAUCUUCCUCUUAGCUGUCCAAAUGACCACACAACCCUUUAGGUCUUUAAGGCACGCUGCAAGGGUCGCUUAUCCAGGUAGCUGUCUGUCUCCACACCUGUUUGUGGCAUUGCAGGAGAAGUUUUGUUAUGUUGCAGAAUAAAUCUAAUGGCCUGUUACUAGAUUUUUACUCCCAUUUCUAGCCAUAGGAUCAGUCAUCACAAACCCAGCACAAAGGACUACAAAAGGACAGUAAAGCUACAAAGGAAUUUGUUUGAACUAUAUUUUAUAUAUACUUGCAAAAAGGAUUUCUGGGUUUUAUUUGACAAUGCCUCUGUUGUAAACAAAGGAAAGCAAAAUUUCCUACAGAAUCAAAUCACCUUAGCCCUGGAUACUCAUUUUUUGUUGAAGGCCAGAUUCCUUCUUUGAUAGAGCACAGUUAUGAGGACACAUAUAUAUGACAGAGGCUACAACAGUAUCACAGUUCACAGCUAAAACCACUUUUUGUCACCCUCUGACACAGAGGAAGUAAUUUGUUGCAAGUGUUUAUAAGGCACAUCUAGAAUACUGCAAGAAAAGUUGUAACAGAUUUUAGGGAUGGUUCUGGAUGACAGAGCAGUAAUGAGAACUAUGACAUUCAGGACAGCCUGGGCUCUCUGGCUGCAAGCAGUGUAGUGGAAGCACCAUCAGCUGUGUGUCUCAGAAAAUAGCCAACUGUCAGCCAGGACAUGGCUGAAAGGUGACACAAGAGCUAAAGGGACAAAGGAGUCACUCAGGAAAAGGGAGAGAAGGGAUUUCAGCUAAAAAGCAAUAGAGGAUAUUCUUGCUGUCUCAGUACUUCAGGCUAAGAGGUCAUUCACACUUCAAGAGAUUAAAUAUAGUUAAUAGAAAGAGCUGACUGUCAACAUAGAAAAUUAAUUAAAAGGGCACUUUUCAGCAAGCUGAAUAUCAAAUGCUCACAGCACUGAGUCAGAGGAGAUGUGGGCUUCUAGCAGCAGCUCAGCAGGUCCAAAUAGGGCAGUAAGCAGGGAUCAAGUAGGACAAAGUAGAUUUAGGAACUUUGAUGGAACUCAGGCAAUCUGACCAUGGUCCAAAGAGCUUAAGGGUCUUUUCCUAGAUCACACAAUAGCACACAGGCAAACUGCUGAGACACUGGCUUCCAGCCAGAAGCACUGUUCUCCAUCCAGCUGCAAAAGUGGAUGGAAGAGGGAGUUCUUAAUUGAAGGAAUUUUUUGCUUCAAGUUUCCAAGCUGGGCUCGAUGGCAAAACCAAGUGAAAACACUUAGAAUACAAUAAAAACAAUACGUAAUUGUAUUGUUUUCCAGCUAUUCUGGUGCCAAGAAACAGCUUUGGUCAGGAAACCAGUUGUAAAUUUGACAAGGAAAAGGCAGAGAUAAAUAGCACUGCUUACUUGCCAAGAGAGACUCCCUAAAUUUAACUGUCUUGAACUUUGUGAAGGAAGAGGAGGCCUCCAGCCCAGUUCAGCCCUACUUUAAAUUAAACCCCAGUAAGGUCAAGGUGACACCACUUAGAUCAAGAAUCCUUAAUACAAUGUAAGAGGCAGAUAUAUUUGAUAAUGUAAAAUUCUAAGUCCAGGUGUAUGUGGAUUAGAUGACUUCCCAUGAUGACAGCAAUGCAAAGGUCUCUAUUUAAUGCCAAUUAGCAAGGAGCUUUUGGAAAUCCUGGCUGAUAGCUAAGACUGUCCUGAGCUCAGUGUAGACGAAUACUCAUGGCUUAACUCACAUGUACCAGCCAGGUAUGGGAGAAAGCCUCCAGGGCAUCUCGUAUCACAGCAGGGGUUUCAGCACUGCAAAUACAAAGCAAACCAACCAAAACUCGUGACAAGACCAGAGGGCAUGGCCUGAAGCUGCACCAGGGGAAGUUUAGGUUGGAUGUUAGGAAGCACUUCCUCAUGGAGAGGACUGGAAUGGACUGCCCAGAGAGGUGGUGAAGUCGCCAUCCCUGGAGGUGUUUAAGGAAAUAUUGGAUGUGGCAUGGUCUGUUUGAUGUGGUGGUGUUAGGUCAUAGGCUGGGCUUGAUGACCUCAGAGGUCUAUUCCCACCUGAAUAAUUUUAUGAUUCUGCAAAAACAACAACACCCCCCACCCCCAACUUUCUAAUGCAUUUUCCUGGGUAAUAAACAACAGGAAAGAGAAUGGAGGAGCUGAGGUUUGAUGGGAAGAGCAGUGAGGUGCGAGGACUGAAGGAGAGGAUCUGUUACCAUCCAAGAAAGGGGCUUCAGAGAAAGAGAGAGAAAAUGGUGGAAAGGUGAAGGACAUGUUGUCAAGAGAUGGUACAAAGGAUAGAUCAGGCAAGAACAGGAAUUACAGAUUAUGAGGCAACUAUUUAAAUGUUAACACUAGGGAGGACAAAGAAUUGUUUAGGGUGGUUCAGUGAUAUUCCUAGGAGUGGUGGGAUGCAGAUAAGCAAGUGGAAAAUGUAAGCUAUUAAACAGGAAGCAUUUCCUGACAGUGAAGGCUAAUAGACUGUGGAGAAGUCUUCUGAGGGAAGUGCCAGGAGCCACUCAAACAAUUAAAACUAGGCCAGACAACAUACCUUAGGGUAUAAUCACAGACAACUGACUGGAUGUGACAAGUCUCUUUCCUUCUUACUUCAGAAAUUAACCCAUAAACCAGGGGGUAAAAAAGACCAUUGCAAAUGCAAGGUCCCUAUAAGGUAGGGAGGCAUCACACCUGAGUCAAAUAAAAUCCAAAUGCUAAUUUUCUUUGUAGGUGACACAGAUUAUGGCAGCCUGGUUCCUCCUCAGCAGUAUCUACACACAAGACUCUCUAAUGCUACAUUACUGCCAACCAAAACAAAAAAAAAAUCAAACCUAAAUCAUGAUAACCAUUAAUUCAUUGUUUGCUCAGGCAUUCUGCAGUGUUUAAUUACCUCACUGAUUGAGGUUUAACAGCUUUAAGGAACUUUUUCUUAAGAAUGGCUGAGUAUAUAUCCUGCUCUGCUUCACGGAUACCUUCAGCUUUCUAAGCCACAACUGCGAUAAGCACAUGAUAGAAAAACACUAAUUUUUUGUUAGCUUGUAGACAUGAGGAAUUCUGCAGAAAGCUUACAAAAGUACAAGCUGGUUACUUGACACACAUUGCAUGCAAUAGAAGAAGGGAAGAAUGCUCAUGAGUGCUUGAAGCAGGGCAGCAGAAGCCACCUGAGGAAUGGAUUUUUAAAUUUAAUUUUAUUUAACUUUUGAGCUUUUAAACUUAUUCUGCCCAGCAUCUUGAUGUGCAGGCUGAAAGAUUUUUAGUAUGCUCCUGUGUCAAUCUGCUAAGAUGUGAUUGAAACCCACAAGCUUCUUAGAGAGAACCUGCCAAACGUUGGCUGGUAAAAAGGCAGUGGUUGCUUUUUUUGGGAAGGGCUGGACUCAGGCAAUGGAAGGCUCCAUAACCCACUUCUAUUUGACUCCUCUGGUACAGAGAUACUGUAUCAGGCCUACUGGCAAUAUUACUUGGUGAUAUUUACCUUGCCUCAGUGUUUCCUGUGGUUGUCCUUGAUUUUCCAUGGUUCUAUGGCCGUGGUCUAAAAGCUCCACAACCUUGCACAGAAUGAACAAUGAACUUGAUGGAUUUAGUCCUAAUUGUGAAUCAUAUUGACUGUAAAAUUUGAUUUGCUUUAUGGUAAUGCUUUGAUGUCUAAGUCACGGUCACACUCCCAUUGUGCAAGGCACUAUACAAACCCGGAACAGCAGACCUUGUUCCAAGAAUUUACAGUAAACAGAUCAGAAUACAUAAACAGAGUUUGAUAUUUCACCUGACAACUCUCCUUUCUGGUUUAACUGCCAUCCCAAAGAGAUUUCACGUCAAAUUUUUGCAGGUAACUCUCCUCUCGUGAUGCAUAAAUGCUACCACCCUUAAACAGCUCUGUCCAGGUUAUUCCUGCAGUGCAAUAAUUUUUCUCAUGACACAUAACUUGCAAAGAAAGACCAUUCCCCAUCACAGGUUGCUGGUGCAGCAGCUGUUACAGCAAAUACUGACCCCUGGGCUAGAUAAGUUGACAAAAGUGUGUCUGCAGUCACACAUACAUACAGACACUAACACAUACGAAUCAUAUCAUAGAAUGGGUUGGGUUGGAAGGGACUUUAAAGGUCAUUCAGUUCCAACUCCCCUGCCAUGGGCAGGGCCACCUCCACCAGCCCAGGUGGCUCAAGGCCUCAUCCAACCUGGCUCUGAACACCUCCAGGGAAGGGACAUCCACAGCCUCCCUGGGCAACCUGUUCCAGUGUUUCACCACCUUCACUCUAAAGAACAUCUUUCUAAUCGUCAGUCUAAAUCUCCCCUCCUCAAACUUCAAUCCAUUCCCUCUCAUCCUGUCAUAACCAAGCACUUUGAAGACAGGUUUACCCAGUAUUCACAAGGCAUUCAUUUACUGAAACACCCAUGAAGGCAUUUGGUGACAAUCUGUGCUUAGAACUUCUGGUUCUGGUGUAUCCCAGUGGAGAUGAGAAGUCACUCCUACUGCUGGAGGGCUGGCCAAUGUCUUCGGUACACUUAAGAAAUGAAACAUUUUGCUCUAACAAUAUUGGACAGACAAAAAUAUCAAACUGACAAAACAGUGUCGCCAGCUAUCACUUUGAGGAUCACAGACUGCAGCUCCAUUCCCUAUCUGCUGUCUCAGGGGCUAAUUUGUACAUCUUUUCAUUAACCUAAUUUUGAAUAUAUGAAUUCUUUAGGGGUUUGUGUUGGUUUGGGAGUUUUUGUUUGUGUUUUUGUUUGGUUGGUUUGGUUUGUUUGUUUGUUUUUUUUUUCAGUUGGAGGCCAUUGGUGCUAUCAGUCACAGAAGUAUCAACAGCCAGACUGCGAAGAGCCUCGACAAUGGUAUCAAGUAGAUACUGCCUGCAAAGGAAAGAAACAGUCACCUAUCAACAUUGUCACCAAAAAUGUUAUUUAUGACAAGAACCUUAAGCCACUGAAUUUUGAAGGAUAUGAUGUGAAGGGGUCUUCAAAAUGGAACAUAGAAAAUAAUGGACACACAGUUAAAGUAGCAUUAAGCAUAUUCCCUAAAAUUGGAGGAGGAGGUCUGAGAAGGAAAUACAAGGCAGUAGAAUUUCAUUUGCACUGGGGAAUAGAAGGUGUGCCACAAUACCUUCCCGGGUCAGAGCACAGCAUAGAUGGAGAAAAACAAGCCAUGGAGCUUCAUAUCGUCCACAUAAGAGAAGAUGUUUCAGAUGUAACAGAAGCAAAGCAACAUGCAGAUGGUGUGGCUGUGUUAGCAUUCUUUAUAAAGAUUGAAGAAGAAAACAAAAACUACACAACUCUAAUAAAGGAAUUGGAGAAAAUCAAAUACAAAGGGGAAACAGCACAGAUGGAGCCUUUGCCAUUGAGCUCUCUUCUCCCACCCGAGGAAGAGCUUAGAAGGUACUAUCGGUAUGAGGGCUCCCUCACCACUCCUGACUGCUAUGAGGGUGUCACCUGGACAGUGUUUGAGAAGCCAGUUGAACUCAGUAUUGCUCAGAUCUCUCAGUUUUCAACACUCCACUUUGAUGGGAAGAACUCAACUCUCAUGGCUGAAAAUUUCCGACCUAUUCAGUUUCUGAACAAGCGCAAGGUGUACUGGUCCAGUGCCAGCAGCACCCUCCUGCCUCCUGCUAAGGUUGUAAUGCUGGUCCUGAUGCUUGCAUGCAUCCUGGUUUCUCUUUUCCAGUGAACUCUUCUUGACUCAUUCAAGGUUCUGAGCUUUUUGUAGUUUUUUUCUUGGUCAGUUUAGUUUUGUUCUAAUUUUAUUGCUGUUAGUUUUUUUUAUCAAGUACUCUAACUCAUGAAUCAUAUUUGAACACCUUGUCCUCCUCCACACACUAACUAAAAAAUUCUGUUGCUGCUCUUACAUAAAAUGAACUCCAUUACACUAAAUCACAGAAUUUGAAGGAACUGUAAAAUAAAGCUAUGAAGAUUGAAAUUUAAAAAACCCCACACCACUUGCAGAAAACGUUAGGAUGGAUUAUCUGCAAGCCUGUAGUUUAACAUAACACUGGAGAGACACUUCACCAGUUCUACACAGUUUUAACACAAUACUGGAAGGACACUUCACAAGUUCUACAAAGAACCUUCAAGUGGAAUCUGUUCCUAAGUGCCUAUGAAGGGUUUUGUUUGGAGCGUAUUUACAUUCAACACUGCAAACCAGGAAGAUGGUAACAUGGAGCAAUUCUUAUCAUCCCUACCUUGUCCUAUACAAGGGUACAACAGAGAACAAGAUAAAAAAUGCUCACACAGAAUGAGUAAACUCUGGGUUGUCCUUUUUAGAGAAGGAUAUGUGCCAAGUUUCAUCUGUGCCAAAUUUCAUCUGUACUUGCCGGUUUUCCUGAGCACAUCGAGCGAUAUGUUGAUCCCAGACCUGCCAGUCUCAACGUGGAGAGCAGAAGUUCAACUGACAGGCAAUUGUGAGGAGGUGACCACUGCUGCACGGUGGGCAGAGUGGCCCAGACCUGUGGAGCCAGUGGCUAUUUAUUGAGACAUAGGUGAAUGUCACAGUUCCACUUUUCCAUCUCGUUAAGCCCACUGAUUUAUCUUUAUUUGAACAGGUGUCUUUCUUCCCAGUUGCCUUCCCAUCCAUUUCUGAAAGGCAAUACUUUAUUAUUUUUUACUUCCAUCCAUUUCUCACAUGGUUUGGAGGUACAACAUCUCUUAUCACCUCCAGGGCCUCACAGGCAUGAAGGCCAUCUACACAUUUCAUUAUUAUUCCCUUUUUGGGUUCCCUCAGUACUAACACAAUUUCCUCCCCUUCUUCCAUCAUAAUAUCUAAAAUUAAAUUUUAGAUAAGGAUGCUGGAUUCCUUUCAUCUAAUGUACUGAUUCUGGAUUUUGGGUUUUUCUGUUAAGCCUAUUUAUGCAUCCCAGGAUAGAAUCUUACUCCGGGUCACUCAUCGAUCUGAUGUGCUAGAAAGAAAAAGGGAAGCUCAGCCCUAUGUACCAGUUGCAUAUCCAUGGAAGUUCUGUCUUUGGAAGGCUACAUUUGAAGAAUGUGUCUUUGGUGAUCCUUUACAAUUUUCAUCUGCUUAAUAAAAUGGGACAGCUCAAGAAAUGGCUUUCUCUAAUAUCACAUUUUAGAAGUUUAAAAUGUCAAUUUGAACAUUUCAGUGUGAAUGUUCCAUGUGUCGUAAUCCCGUGUCCCUUGUCCUGUCUGUCCUCCCCCCGCCUUUUUUUAAAUAAUAUGUCUGCAAUAUUCACAUAUGGUUAAGAUUCAUAGCUUUUCCAAGGAGGCUGUGAUUUGAACUGAUUUCCUCAGAUCUUACCCCACUACUCAAAAUUUUUGGAAAUGGCAUUUCCAGUUCUCUGUCUGAAGAUAUACACAACAGCCUUCUUUGGCUAAUGCCGUAUAACAACUUACAACUUCUUCAUCCACACUGAAAUUGGAUUUCAUAUUAGUAGAUUUGUAGGCUUUUUUCCUUAGAGCAAUGUUUGCAGAGAUAACUUCAUGCUAUAGCUACAUGGCCGCUUCCAGGAAAAUCGUGGCCCUGACAUUAACCACAACUCACCAAAGGAGAGAAAGCUGGGAGUAAAAUUAUUUUAAUAUUUAACAAUCAAUAGUAUCAGGUUCAAAAAACCAAACCAAACCAAACCACCACAUGGGAAAGAAAAUACACCUUCUUAAGUUUAGAGAAAUGAUUGACACUCUUAAGUGUAUUUUUAGCUAAUGGAAAAACUUUUGAGAAGCAAACAUAAAUGAAAGAUUAAAAUUGACAGAGACCUAUGCUUUCAUUGCCUUGAGUUUUUAUUUCUUUUGUCCUUGCUGAAGGGGAAUCCACACAUCACUCAUUCAGAAAAGGAAUGUGACUUUUCCCCCUCCUUUCUUUUCAGCAUUUAGGGGUGGGUUUGCUUUUGGUGGCAACCUUGAGAUGUUUCUGAUAUGUCAGCAGGCUUCUGGAGAAUUUACUUCACAUGAGUCAUCUGGCUAUUAUCCUAAGGAUGACUGGAAGAAACUAUGGAGGAUAUGGGUCAACUGUCCUUAUUGCUAAUAAUAAAUGGUAGGGGCAGUUUUUCACUAGGCUAUGCCUCAGCUUACAAUGUAGAUAGAGAGGAGCACUUAGAGCAAUUAGUUACAAUGUAGGAGGAUCCUCUUUAUUAUGAAAUAUAUUAAAACUAAGGUGAAAAAUGCAGAAAACAUGGGUAGUCCUCUGUAAGUAUCCUUCUGCACAAGCCUCAGCAUUAA